This is a messenger RNA of Mangifera indica (mango), 1517 nucleotides long. Its product is annotated as zinc finger protein-like 1 homolog. The coding region runs from base 236 to 1264 and encodes 342 amino acids. Gene Ontology annotation, cellular component: Golgi apparatus. The transcript is spliced from 9 exons. The record is from RefSeq and is a predicted model, not a curated record. NCBI's taxonomy places the organism in Eukaryota, Viridiplantae, Streptophyta, Magnoliopsida, Sapindales, Anacardiaceae.
AUCCGCUCCUACGAAAAAAAAAAAAAUUAAAAAAAAAUCAUUCAAAUUAAUUUGUAAACGAAGCCAGAGCAACACUUGCCAUUUGAUAUCUGAACGGAUCUCCCUUUCAGUCAUUCUCUUAAAGCUUCAGCUUAAACCCUAUAUAAAUUGAAAUUCCGAAUAAAUGCACCCUGUUAAUCUCUAACAAUAUCGAAUCUUCACUAACUGAUUUUGUGUCCGUUCGGUUUUCGGUGCAAUGGUGGUCUGCAAAUGCCGAAAGGCUACAAAGUUAUAUUGUUUCGUGCACAAGGUUCCGGUUUGUGGAGAAUGCAUUUGCUUUUUUGAGCACCAAUUAUGUGUAAUUCGUACUUACUCAGAAUGGGUAAUAGAUGGAGAGUAUGAUUGGCCUCAAAAGUGUUGUCAUUGCCAAGCAGUGCUUGAAGAGGGGACCAGCUCUCAAACUACCCGAUUGGGUUGCUUGCAUGUUAUACACACAAGUUGUUUGGCUUCACAUAUCAAAAGCUUCCCUCCGCACACUGCACCGGCUGGAUAUGUGUGUCCAUCAUGUGCUACUUCUAUAUGGCCUCCUAAGAGUGUUAAAGAUUCAGGAUCCCGUCUUCAUUCACUGUUGAAGGAAGCAAUUAUGCAGACUGGACUGGAAAAAAAUUUGUUCGGAAAUCAUCCAGUUUCUCUGACAGUGACGGAGUCCUGCAGUCCUCCCCCUGCAUUUGCGUCUGAUCCAAUAAUUUCUUCUUCUAAUGUGAGCUCAUCAUCCUCUGUUGCAAAAAAUGGAAUAAACUUAACUGAAGGAUACAUGGCGCCAACUUCUGUGGCAGAAAUUAUGGAGAUUGAGAGUCCUAACUCAACAGGGAGUUUUAUCAAAAGUUCUAGUCCUCCUGCUCCGGGGGCUACAACACGGAAGGGUGGAGCCUAUGUUGAGCGACAGAACUCUGAAAUUUUGUAUUUUGCAGAUGAUGAAGAUGGGAAUCGUAAGAAGUAUUCACGAAGGGGUCCCCUCCGUCAUAAGUUUCUCAGAGCAUUACUGCCUUUCUGGUCAAGUGCAUUACCAACUUUACCAGUGACUGCUCCUCUACGUAAAGAUGCAUCGAAUGCAGAUGAUGUUCCGGAAGGUCGUUUGCGGCAUCAAAGACCCUCAAGGACAGAUCCACGGAAAAUCCUUCUCUUAAUAGCAAUCAUGGCAUGCAUGGCUACAAUGGGGAUUCUAUAUUACAGACUUGCGCAACGUGCACUAGGGGAAGGGCGGCCUGAUGAUGAGCAGCAGUGAUUAUAAUUUAAGGUUGCAGUGAUUAUACAAAGACUAUCUACCGGUUAUUGAUGGUGCUGCUGUUUUCCUUCCUUCGGCUCCCUUAUGUUUAACCUGUGGCUGAUUUUGUAUGAAACACAAAUAGUAGGAGAGAUUUUUUUUUUUCUAAAUGCAGAUGACAGACUGUUGCAUAAGCGUUUCCUGGAUCUGUCUUUUAUUUGUCCCUUUGUUACCUGUUUUGGAAUGAAAUGGUUGAAUCAGGUUUAAGGCAAAA